Messenger RNA from Myxocyprinus asiaticus (Chinese sucker), 5470 nucleotides. Its product is annotated as E3 ubiquitin-protein ligase CBL-like. The coding region runs from base 563 to 3307 and encodes 914 amino acids. The record is from RefSeq and is a predicted model, not a curated record. The transcript is spliced from 16 exons. Gene Ontology annotation, molecular function: calcium ion binding; receptor tyrosine kinase binding; SH3 domain binding. Lineage: Eukaryota; Metazoa; Chordata; Actinopteri; Cypriniformes; Catostomidae. Gene Ontology annotation, biological process: cell surface receptor signaling pathway; negative regulation of epidermal growth factor-activated receptor activity. Gene Ontology annotation, cellular component: plasma membrane; membrane raft.
AUAGAAGGUGGUGUUCAUUUCCCUAAUAUAUUUAUUUAUCUUAUUUCUCCCUGCUGCCCGAUCUAAGAGAUAUUUGCAUUUUCAUGUGGAGAAAGACGAUCUGAGCUUGGCUUAUAAUAAGCACGAGCGGUCGCUUUUCCCUGACCCCCCCCCCCCCCAGACUUGCUCAGCCUGAACUUCCCGUUGCAGUUGCAGAAGCUCAUAGACGAGAGAGAGAGAGAGAGAGAGAGCGCUGCAGGAAAAAGGGAAUAUCACGCACGGUGUGUAGUUUUGAAAGCAGUUGUUCCUCCAAGUCCAGACACCCAUCGUCUCACGUGAAAACUCGCUUUUUACGCGUUAUUUUUAACGGAAUCAGCUCUUUACCGAUAUCGCCUCAGUGUGGUUUGCGACAGGUAGUGUCAGCUUCCUGCAUGGCGAUUUUAAUGGGGAUCUUGUAUCGAUAAAGAUCCCCCUCCCCCCCGACGGACCCUCGCUCGAACCGGACUCGGGCGCUGUCCUCGCCGGGGGGUGUCCGAUCACAGUUCUAUUUUUGACUACGAAAAGCAAACUGUGGAGUUAGAAAAUGGCAGGAAAUCUGAAGAAAGGUGGGGGGCUAAUUGGCAUGAUGAAGGACGCUUUUCAGCCUCACCAUCACCUCCACCACUCCCAUCACCAGCCCGGGGCCGUGGACAAAAAGACGGUGGAGAAAUGCUGGAAAUUCAUGGACAAGGUGGUGCGGUUAUGCCAGAACCCCAAGUUGGCCUUGAAGAACAGUCCUCCAUACAUACUGGACCUGUUGCCAGACACCUACCAGCAUCUACGCACUAUCCUGUCUUGUUACGAAGGCAAGAUGGAAACUCUGGGUGACAAUGAGUACUUUCGUGUUUUCAUGGAGAAUUUGACCAAGAAGACGAAGCAAACCAUAAGUCUGUUCAAGGACGGCAAAGAGCGAAUGUUCGAGGAGAACUCGCAGCCCAGACGGAACCUGACAAAAUUGUCGCUGAUAUUCAGUCACAUGCUAGCUGAGCUCAAAGCCAUCUUUCCCAAUGGCCUGUUUCAAGGAGAUAACUUCAGAAUCACCAAAGCAGAUGCUGCAGAGUUCUGGAGAAAAUCGUUUGGGGACAAGACCAUUGUGCCUUGGAAGGUGUUCCGACAGGCCCUGCAUGAAUUCCACCCCAUUAGCUCGGGCCUGGAGGCCAUGGCUCUUAAAUCCACCAUUGACCUCACCUGCAAUGACUACAUCUCCGUCUUUGAGUUCGACAUCUUCACCAGGCUUUUCCAGCCAUGGUCGUCUUUGCUGAGAAACUGGAACAGCCUGGCGGUGACUCAUCCGGGGUACAUGGCCUUUCUCACCUAUGAUGAAGUCAAAGCUCGUCUGCAAAAAUUCAUCCACAAGCCUGGCAGCUAUAUCUUCAGACUGAGCUGUACGCGGCUCGGCCAGUGGGCUAUCGGUUACGUCACGGCUGAUGGGAACAUCUUGCAGACUAUUCCUCACAACAAACCCCUCUUCCAAGCUCUCAUCGAUGGCUUCAGGGAAGGAUUCUACCUUUUCCCUGAUGGCCGCACUCAGAACCCAGACCUCACAGGGCUGUGUGAGCCCUCCCCUCAAGACCAUAUCAAAGUCACACAGGAGCAAUAUGAGUUGUACUGUGAGAUGGGCUCCACCUUCCAGCUGUGCAAGAUCUGCGCAGAGAACGACAAGGAUGUGAAGAUCGAGCCGUGCGGCCACCUCAUGUGCACUUCCUGCCUUACGGCCUGGCAGGAGUCAGAAGGCCAGGGCUGCCCCUUCUGUCGCUGUGAAAUUAAGGGCACAGAGCCCAUUGUCGUUGACCCCUUUGACCCCAAGGACCCUAACAGCAGCUCCUAUGGUGGCUGCAGGGGCUCAUUUGGAGCGGAGGGCACGCCAUCGCCCAGCUACGACGAUGACGAUGAUGAUCGAUUGGAAGAAUCUUCUUUCAUGAUUAGCAAACUGGUCAGUGCUAAGGUGGAGAGGCCGCCUUCACCACUGUCAAUCUCCCCUCAGCCCAUCGUUCCCCCAGUACCUCCCCGCCAAGAUCUGCUUCCUCUUAGACCCACCAACCCUCCCGGAGCCUCUAGUCCAGGGGCCACAUCCAAGGCCCCCUCACAUCACAAGGACAAGCCAUUACCCUUGCCCCCAGCUUUAAGAGACCUGCCCCCUCCUCCUCCCCCAGACCGGCCACCCCCAACCGGGUCGGACAGCCGGCUUCCGAGACGCCCUCUCCCCAGUACGCCCGGUGAACCUCCUUGGGACAAAUUGCCUCCUGCCCCUCCCAACCGCAACAUGUCAGACUGGAACUCGCGGCCGGUACCCAAAGCCCCCUCCCAGCCACCAGCAACCACAGACUCACGCGGAAAUCGAGAACUCUCCAACCGACACUCCCUGCCUCUGCAACUACCCUCUGCACUUGAUGGCAGAGCAGAAAGUGCAAGAAACAAUGGUCCCCCCAGCCUCGACCACCAACUGAGUUUUGGAUCAUCUAUUGCUGGGUCAGAGUAUGACAGCCCAAAAGUGAAGCCAUCUGCCUCAGCUAAUGCCAUCUAUUCCCUGGCCAUCAGGCCUCUCCCAGCAGUGAAGCCGCAGACGGGGGAGGACGCCUGUGAGAACGAUGAGGAGUCAGAAUACAUGACCCCAUCCUCUCUGCCAGCCCUCCCUUCUGCUGCAGGGGAAGCAGUACCAAGACCUCCUCCACCUUCUCUUAGUCCCAGGAACAUGCUCAGUGAAAUUGAGUCAGAAAGCCCACAGAUGUAUGAAGCCAUGUAUAACAUCCAAGCCCAGGCCCUCACUGCCUCUGGAUCACAGACCAGUGACUCGGAUUACUCAGAAUUGCCUCCUUUGACCUGCUCGAAUGGGCCGAGGGAUCCAAUUGGUGCAGUUGGUGAGGAGGAGAACAGCUAUGACUACCCCAAACCUCUACCCAUUGCCCGGCGCACACUCUCUGACGUGUACCCCUCUGCCUUCAGCCGCCUCUCCAUUGACAGUGAGCUCGGAGCAACAGCAAGUGACACCGAACUGAUUCUCUACAACACUCUUUCAGCAGUCACGGACCCCUCCGAAGCCCCUGAGCGGCCUCCGAAGCCUCUUCCCCGCCGCAUCAACUCAGAACGCAGGCCCAGCCCUGUUCCCCCCGGAGCGACUCCAGGGCCCAGCCAGCAGAUCACCAGCGAGAUCGAGCACCUCUUGAGCCAGGGCUACUCCCACCAGGACAUCCAAAAAGCCCUUAUGAUUGCACAGAACAAUAUCGAAAUGGCCAAGAACAUUCUGAGGGAGUUUGUGUCCAUUCCCUCUACUGCACAUAUCUUAACAUAGCAAACUUUUUCCGAGCACCUGUCGCGGCCCAGCCAUGCUUGCAUUUGUCUCAGACUCCAGAAGAGAGGGAACUACUAGCUCCAGUGACAGCGAGAGCUCCUUUCUUCGUAAUACUUCUCGGAAUCUCUGUCCUCCUUUGUGUGUUGAAGAACGCCGCUCCGUUGCAAGCGGCUCUUCUGCCUGAAGCAUAACCAGUCUUGGUAUGUCUUAAGGCGUCGCAUGUCCCCCGAGGCUUUCUGUGAAAUUUAAGGACAAAACAAAAAAAGACAAAAACAUGUAUGUGUUUAUGUAAUGAUUUAAUAUAUAAAUCAGAAUAAUGAGUUAAUAUAUACACAUGUAUGUCGGAGAGGGUUAGGGUUAGCUGCAGAGAUAUGUGAAGUAUUAGGCCUCAGAGUUUAGAUGGCUAAAGGGAGUUCAGUUAAAUACAGCGGACUGCAGCUGAGCAUUUUCUAGUGUGAAAAAAUGGCCUUUCACUUGUGUUGCUUCGGUACAUUUCUGAGUGUGUGUGACUUUCAUUGUUUUCGUCUGUCAAGUAAAAUGGCGUACGUGUCGGCCCCCGCAACGCAGUCACCUGUUUUAGAGAAUUCCCCAGAUGAGGUGCUGUUUUGGGAUACCACUCACCCUAAAGCAACAUGUUCUCCGCUAUGACCAUGACCUCCAGGGUACUGUGGGGACAGGACUGUGGGAUUUCAGUGCGUGGUGGUGGCUGGCAUCGGAAAUGGGCUCUCCUUUAGCCUCGUUAUGUCUGUAGCAUUACUGUAACUGUACUGUACCAUAAAUUUCACUCCCAAAAUUGAGCAGAUGAACUGAAUUAUUUAAAGCAAUAGUUCACCCAAAAUUAUGUCAUCAUUUACUCACCCUCAUGUCAUUCCAAACCCAUAUGACUUUCUUCCUUGGAACACAAUAGGAGAUUUUAGGAAUGACAGGCUCAGUCAUUAUUCACUUUCAUUUUAAGGAAUGGUUUCUGAGACUAACAUACUUGAAUGAGGGUGAGUAAAUGAUGACAGAAUUUUCAUUUUUGGCUGAACUAUCCCUUUAAGGACAGCCAGUCUAAUUCCCAGUUGGUGGAACAUGCUGAUGAAGGGUACACACCUCUGUUGAGACUAAUCUGAUUUUAAAACUCACUUUACUCCCCCUGUCUGAAGCAGGAUGGCAGGGGACAUGCUAAUUGUUUGCUCUAAUCUGAAUGUGUCAUUAAUACGGUUGUCUCUGACAGACUUUUGUGAAGUUGUGUGUUUACUAAAGAUUGUGUUAUCUAAUAGAGUAAGAGUAGCGUAAAGAGGUUGGACAGGAAGGUGAUACUGCUCAUAAGUAUUUGCUUAUAAAGGUCCAAGGCCUGGCCAAGUUUCUGUAUUCGGUGAGGACUGAAAUCACUCAUGGAGAGGUUCUGACUCGUGUAUGAAUCUGUUCAUCUUCGAAACCAUGCCAUUUGAUCACCUUAAUAUAUUGUUGUUGUUAUUAAUGUUAUUAUUAUUAUUUUUUGAUUUAUUGUUAUUAAUACAGAAGUGCUUUACUGCUGCUAUCAUUGUUAGUGCUAAACAAUUAAGCCUUAAAUGUACAUUUGUGAAUACUGUGUAUAACCCAUUUUAAAGUGACAGUAUCUGUUCUGUGUAAUUUGGUAAUGUAGCAUACUUGAAAAUUAGCAUCUUGCGCAGGUGUGAGACCAGUUUGACUGAGCUUUUUUUUGUUUUUCAGUCUGUUUGCAUGUGUAUGUGUGUGUACGUUUGGCUGUAAAAGCCCAGACAUGGGAAGUCUGCUCUCAUCCAGGUACUCUUUAUGUUGCAUAUUGCUUGAAAACAUACGUUUAUCGAUGUGAACUGAGGUAAAAUGCAUCAUGGGGCUCAUCGCAGAAGGUCUUAUAUUUAUUUUCUUUCCUUGUCCUACAAGACUUUGUGUUAGAAGGAUAGUUCACCCAAAAUGUAAAUUUACUCAACCACAUGUUGUUCCAAACCCAUGACUUUUCUUUUUUUUUCUCCUUGGUUAAAAAAAAAAGAGAGAGAGAGAGAUCAGUUGAUAUUAGGAAGAAGGUUAGCCUCAGUCACCAGGCAUUUCCAUUGCAUCUUUUUUUUUCAUACAAAAAAGUCAAUGGUGACUGAGUCAAACAUUCUGCCUAAAAUUUCUUUUUGUGUUCCAAAGAAGAAAGAUAGUCAUACGGGUUUGGAA